AUGGAUCAGCCUUCCAGUGCCGACCAUUCCCAUGAGGCCAAGUCCACCACUCCGCCUCAGGCGACCAAUACGUUAAUCGUACCCUCACUUCCGCCGUCAUUCUUUGACCCCCUUGUCCUUCAAGUCCUACGCGAUCUCUUUGCCUCGUAUGGCGAGCUCCAUUCGUGGGCGCCUCUCCGCGGUUUGGCUCGAAUCAUCCUUGUGUAUUGGGACGAGCGGAGUGCCGAGGAUGCCAAAGCCGGAACCGACGGGCUGAGCUUGGGACAUGACUCGGAAGGACCAGAGUUCGUAUUACGCGUGUUCCGGGGAGCGCCGACUCCAACCCGAACCGCCCAGCCUUCGAUGCUCGCGGUCCCAGCGCUCGAGAAGAACUUUUUGAUAUCCCCACCGGGAUCGCCGCCUGUGGGAUGGGAGCCCGUGGUCGAAGAUCCACCCAACAAGGAUGCUCUCGCGGCCGAUCUGAUUGAGGCGCUCAGGCGAUUGCAGCUGUCACGAGAGGGUGGAGUCGAAGUGCUGGUCUCUUCAGAGGACAGUCAUGUGCCCGCGGUUCAUCUCGAAGGGGAAUGGAACGAGGAUGAAUCCGUCGGAAGAGGCGGCUCGGGUAUCGGUAUGGUCAAGGCGACCGUAGCAAGCAUGGGCGGCUCGGGAUCGGGUAUUGCAACCCCAGUCGGAUCAAGCUGGAUGAAUGGAGAACGCGUGGCGAUCCAAAAGAUCCCAACGGCCCGACCUCCGCUCCCCAAUGAAUCUACUUGA
This is a messenger RNA of Rhizoctonia solani, 753 nucleotides long. Its product is annotated as calcipressin. Gene Ontology annotation, cellular component: nucleus; cytoplasm. Lineage: Eukaryota; Fungi; Basidiomycota; Agaricomycetes; Cantharellales; Ceratobasidiaceae. The transcript has 2 exons. Gene Ontology annotation, biological process: calcium-mediated signaling. The record is from RefSeq and is a predicted model, not a curated record. Gene Ontology annotation, molecular function: nucleic acid binding; calcium-dependent protein serine/threonine phosphatase regulator activity. The coding region runs from base 1 to 753 and encodes 250 amino acids.